AUGCCUAAAGAAGAAGAUUUCCAAUUACCUAGAAGAAGAGAGGCUGCUAAAAACGUGAAUUAUAAUGAAAUGGAAAUAGAUACUAAAUUAGUUCAACAAAUACAAAUAGCGGAAAAAAGUGGUGCUAAGACCAAGGGUAGCAAUAGCCAAACUCCCAGGAAUUGUAAAAGGACAAGCAAUCCAGCUAGUAGAAACGAGAAAUUCAAGUACCAAAAAUUCCUUCAUGAUAAGAAUACUUGCUGGAACUUUAUCCCUACAUUACCCCCUUCGUUCAGAAAGAAUAGCAGAUUCUCUAACAUACUUGAUCUAGAUGAUGCCAUGAUUGACUUGAAAAAGAUGUCUCUUUUCAAUACAGAAUCUGUCCUUUUAUCUGCGAACGACACUAUUUAUAUGAUAUCAGAGCCUGCUGGCGAGCCUUAUUAUGUUGGCAGAGUUGUAAAUUUUGUUAGUAAACCAGAAUUUUCUAACACUAUUCAUGAAGCUAUAAAGACAACAUCGGUCUUCCCUGCUAAAUUUUUUCAAGUUAGAAUGAAUUGGUUUUAUCGUCCUAGGGAUAUUCAAGAGCACGUAAAUACUUUUAACCCAAGGUUGGUGUAUGCAUCAUUACACCAGGACAUAUGUCCUAUUUCAUCAUACAGGGGAAAAUGUAGUAUAUUUCAUAAAGACGAAGUUUUUGAUGUUCUUCCUAAUGAGAAGGAAUGCAUUAUACGACCCAAUAUCUUUUACUUUGAUGAACUUUUUGACAGAUAUACUUUGAAAUAUUACAAAGUUUACAGCACGGAUAAAAUAUUAAAUAAAUGGAACAGUAAGUCGCCAUUUCUUUAUGUUUUGAAUAGGAGAUUUCGUUAUAUCUAUACAGAACCGAAGUAUCCAUUGGAGAACGUUUUGAAGAAAUACGUUUUCCAUGAACUAGAGGUAAACGAAUUAAGUCCUGCAGACUACCAAUGGGAUAAAAGAUGUCAGUUCUGUAAAGAAUGGUGUAUCCAAAAGGAGAGCCUUUCAUGUGAUGAAUGCGGCGUUUGUGCACAUCUAUACUGUAUGGAUCCGCCACUUGACAGGAAGCCGAACAAAGACGUCGUUUGGACCUGCUUCAGUUGCUUACAGAAACAACAAGGUACUAAGGACUCGCAUGUUAGGUUUCUAGAAGAACAAGCACUGGAACUGGAUUUUAUUCGCUCUGUAAGACAAAAAAUUGAAGAAAUUUCUAGCAAAGCUAUCAAAGAGAAUGUUGGUUAUAAUACCGAAAAUUGCUGGUUUCAAUACUUAGGAAUAUAUUCCAUUUCUCAUAUUGGUGACGCAUUAAAUGAUUCUAUGUUUUUUCCAUAUCCUUUCAAACCCUCUAGGGUAGGAGUGAAGUAUCAAUGGAACGGAUGUAAUCAUAAUGUGCCCUGGAGGCGGAACUCGUAUAUAAGUGCAAAUUCAGAAGAAGAGCGAGGCUCAACGAAAACUUCGGAACUAGCAUGGGUACUUGAUGCAUCAAAAAUUACUACUCGAAAAUUGAGUGAAUAUAUUGAACAAUGCAAAAGCGAAAUAUGCCCUAUUCUCAAUGUGAGAGGUGAGACUUGUAAUUUCAUUGAUGUAGUCCUAAAGAAUUUAUUAUUUACAAAUUAUGAUACAGCAGAGGCAUUUAAAAAAUGUAAAAGGGAGCUUUCCAGAAAAUUUUUGAAAGAGCCAAGUUUUACCGCCGUGGAGAUCCGAAAGUUUGAGGAAGCUGUCGAGAAAUUUGGGAGUGAAUUACGCCCAGUGUGUGAGUAUGUGGGCACUCAACCUAUGUCGAUGAUUGUUAGAUUUUAUUACAAUUGGAAAAAGACUGAAAGAGGCCUUACCGUGAGAGGGAAAUUGAGUAAGUUAUCAAAGAAUAAAAGAAAAAAAGAAAUCGCUAAUCAUGAAAAUGACGUAGAGACAAAGUAUAUAGAUGAUUCUUCUUUUGAUACUGAGAAACUCUCUUUAGCAGAAUCCUCCUUCCAAUGCAUGUUUUGUAAAACAGAUUACUCCCCGAUGUGGUAUAGAGUUACUGGAGGUUCAGAUGAUGAAAAGAUCAAGAUAAGAAUGCAGACAGGAGUCAACGAAAAAACAGAAAUUUCAGAGAAAUCGCCUGCCCAUAGCAAAAAGAAUGAAAAACUUGGCGCUCUUUGCAUUCGUUGUGCUCGUAUGUGGCGAAGAUACGCAAUUAAGUGGGUACCACCGCUUGAAACAUUGAGAAAAAUAACGGGAACCUGUCAGAAUAGUUUUUAUUCAGCGAUAGAAGGGAUUAUAGAGGAGAAUAACACAAACAAGUUUACGUUAUCUCCCUUUCAAGCUCAUAAUAAACUACUAGAAUGGGAACUUGUUCAGGAUUCAGAGCUAAUUAUCAGGCAAAGAAUGAAAGUUUACAAGAACCCAAAUUCAUUUGUGAAAAUGAAGCGGUAUUCCAUGACAUUCCACACGCAACUCUACAAAAUGGCUGUGAGAUCAUAUCGAAAGAAUGAGUUUCACCCGGAGACGAUGCAACGAGAUCUUGAGCUAUUUAUAGAGGACAACAAAGAGGUAAGAAAAGCCAUCCCUGAACAAAAGCCAGAAAGAGCGAAAAACACAAAGGACGAAUUUCCCGUGAACAUAAUUCGACAAUCACCUGGUACUAUCAAAACAAGUGAUACAAGCCGAAAUCGCAAGUGCAACGAUGUAUUUAUCGAGAAGGCUAGUAAUAACAAUAUUCCUAAAAUCACUAAUGCUUCGAAUGAUUUGAUAGAAAUUUCAAUUAAAACAGGCGGCAGUUCUUCUGGUUCAGUGUCUGUAGAUAAAGGUUUUAAAUUUGUCAAAUUUGAUAACAAAACAUUUCAGCGAUUACGGAAUAGCUUAAAGUUAGUGAAUAAUAAGCUGCCAAAAUAUAAUGAACCUUCAACGAAGAAGAUCAAAAUGAUCAAUGACAUAGCGUUAAGUAAUCCGUUAAACGAACCAAACGGGGCAUCGUACAAUUAUACAGUUAUUUCACAUUCUAAGGAAACUUCUGUCGCCCUUGAAAAAUACCAUGAUGGUAAUAAACCGAGCAAAAUGUUAGAGAAAGACAUGAUUUUGAAACACACUAAGAAUAAACCAAAAAAUCCUGAUACAGCAUGGGCAAAUAAUAGCGCAAGGACUUUUUGUAGUGUCUGCAAAGAAAAAUUUAACGACAAUGACAACUAUGAGGUAGUAUGUGGUAAUUGUGGACUUACAGUACACUACUUCUGUUAUGCUAUUAAACUGCCGAAAGAUAUGAAGAAAAACACUAACCUUAAGACAUUUAAAUGGUUAUGUGACCCUUGUUCAAAUGACCUCAAUCCUAUAAUAUCAACGACCUACCAAUGUAGUAUGUGUCCUACGAAGGACUAUGACUAUGAUAGAUAUAGGAGCCAAUCAUUUAAAAUAUGUCCAGACGCAUUGAAAUGCACGAGCUUAGGGACAUGGGUGCAUUUGGUUUGCUCACUUUUCAAUGAAGAUAUCAAAUAUGGAAACGGACAAUCAAUGCAACCUGCCCUUAAUACCACUGCUGUGCUUAUUAAACAUAGUAGAUUUACAUGUGGUGUGUGCAGGAUAAAUGGAGGUGGGUUAGUGAAGUGUAACAAAUGCCAAUAUAGGUAUCAUAUUACAUGUGCACAGAACAGCUCCAAUUUUAAGCUUAUGUUUGAAAAGAAAAAUAUGUCUGUAGACACCACUCUACCGUGCAUAAAGGAUGUCAAGCUUAACGAUACAUACACUUUGAGACCUAUACUAAUAUGCGAUAGACACGAUAUCAGCUUAGAAGGAAACGAACUUUAUCCAUUAUCGUACAAGCCUCAACAUACUCUGUCAUACAUAGAACAAUACUGCAGAUAUUAUAAGUGCGAAUCUGACCAUAGUCUAGUGGAGUUGAGAUAUUUUGAACAGCUUAGACUGCGACACGGCGAAAUGCCAGGAAACUCACACGACUCUGCUAUUAAACCCAAAAUUUACGUACUUCCUUUCGAAAGGACUUGCCCACAUUGUGGUACAAACAAAAGUUUAUACUGGUAUGAAGAUAUUAUUUGCCAUUCUUGCAAUUUGAGAUCAGGUGCCCAAGAACUCGAUUUUGAUAGCGCAUCUGCUAAUAUCUCUAACGAUAACGGUUUACCAGUCGAAAUUACCCAGCAAUUGAUGGAAGGAAUUGAGCCAGCUAUGUUUGAUAUCGAUAUUUCAGAAGCUGGUACCGACAAAAAUACGCAUCCAUCAAGCCAGUAA
Messenger RNA from Saccharomyces cerevisiae S288C, 4212 nucleotides. RefSeq names its product DNA-binding E3 ubiquitin-protein ligase SNT2 (gene SNT2). The transcript has a single exon. NCBI's taxonomy places the organism in Eukaryota, Fungi, Ascomycota, Saccharomycetes, Saccharomycetales, Saccharomycetaceae. The record is from RefSeq and is marked reviewed. Gene Ontology annotation, biological process: regulation of DNA-templated transcription. Gene Ontology annotation, molecular function: ubiquitin protein ligase activity; chromatin binding. The coding region runs from base 1 to 4212 and encodes 1403 amino acids. Gene Ontology annotation, cellular component: nucleus; cytoplasm.